Trametes versicolor FP-101664 SS1 is the source of this 1157-nucleotide messenger RNA. RefSeq lists its product as uncharacterized. Gene Ontology annotation, biological process: mitochondrial translation. The record is from RefSeq and is a predicted model, not a curated record. The transcript has 2 exons. Bases 1 to 912 code for a protein of 303 amino acids. Gene Ontology annotation, cellular component: mitochondrial large ribosomal subunit; ribosome. Gene Ontology annotation, molecular function: structural constituent of ribosome. NCBI's taxonomy places the organism in Eukaryota, Fungi, Basidiomycota, Agaricomycetes, Polyporales, Polyporaceae.
AUGUUCGCUACCCUGCGUCGACUGUACGCGACAAUCCCCGAGGCGGCCGCGACCGCACGAACAGCGUCGACACCGCGCGCCGUUCGCAUUCGCCGCGCUCAGCAAGGUAUCGACGCGGACGUUGCCAGCCAAGAACAUGACGCGACCCCCGAAGGCCUCACACCCUCUGAGUUCACGCGGUACCAGCGUGCCCUGGCCAAAGGCGAACUCCUCAGGGGAGACGGGAGCACAUUGACAGAGGCGGAGUGGCUGGAGAAGCUGGACGCCCGCCGAACUCGCAUACGCGGUGUGCGGCAGGUCAAGAAGGACGGUCAAACGGGCUCGGAGGUCGUCGGCCAGAAGGUCUUCCUCCCCAACAUCAUCUUCAAGAUGGUCCGCAAUCACACACCCGCAGGACAGCCGUACAACCCCUACGAGGCGACCUUCCGCGUGCCGCAGUCGGUGACCAAGACUGACGUCCGCUCCUACCUCCUUGCCGUGUACGGUGUCCAGACGACGUACAUCCGCACCGACAACUACGUGUCCCCGCUGCGCCGGGCGCCCGGUCGGACGGCGACCACUUUUGCGGACCGGACGUACAAGCGUGCCGUCGUCGGUCUCGUCGAGCCGUUCUACUAUCCCCAGGCAGAAGAGGACAUGCCGAAGGAGGAGCGCGACAAGCGACAGAAGUUCACGGCGGAGCGGCUGCUCGUCGGCCAGGGCGAGCGCAACAGGAAGCUCUACUUCUUGCGUGCGACGCGCGCCGUGGACGGUGGCAAGAAGGGCUGGAAGUGGAGGACGGGCACGACCGCGUCGAGAGGGAACAUCCUGCGUCUUAUUGCCGAGCGCCGGGCGGAGAGGGAGGAGGCCGUCGAAAACGUCAAGGCCCGCAUCCGGGAAGACAGGAGGCAGGCACCUACAGAGGCUGCAUAGACACCGCGGUCUUAUUCGGGCUAUCCCCCUCUACUACUGUAGGCUUUUGCUAAUAAGAUACAUUUCCGCCGGAUCUACGCGAGCCAUGCUGGCGUCCGAGAAGACCGAACGUCAACGUUUCAGCAAGCGUCCACAAACCGAAUCCUCUUCUUCUGAUUUGGACGGACGGCUUGCCCAUCUGUCAAACUCAUACCACGUUGAGGGUUGAGUAGUCGACAAAUUUGCCACUCAAAAUACACAGAUGA